Pteropus alecto (black flying fox) is the source of this 6199-nucleotide messenger RNA. RefSeq names its product KN motif and ankyrin repeat domains 2 (gene KANK2). Lineage: Eukaryota; Metazoa; Chordata; Mammalia; Chiroptera; Pteropodidae. Gene Ontology annotation, molecular function: protein binding. The record is from RefSeq and is a predicted model, not a curated record. Gene Ontology annotation, biological process: negative regulation of cell population proliferation; negative regulation of G1/S transition of mitotic cell cycle; negative regulation of intracellular estrogen receptor signaling pathway. Gene Ontology annotation, cellular component: cytoplasm. The coding region runs from base 1625 to 4177 and encodes 850 amino acids. The transcript has 12 exons.
GGGGUCGGGUCGGGGUUCGAGUCCGGAUCGGGGUCCGAGCGUAAUCACCACCCCAUCCCAAACACCGGGGCGCGACCUCGCGGGUCUCUAUCAGCCGCUGCCUCCAACUUCAUCAUCUCAACCCAAACUUUAUGGACUUUUGAGUGUCUCGGUCCCCGCGUUUAUGCCCCGACCUCAUCUUUGACCCCGUCCCCGCUUCUCUCCCCCAACCCCGUCCUCCUCUUACGUCUACCUCUCGCUCUUUACUCCCUCCCCUCUUCCCCAUCUCUGCUCCCUCUCUACCUCUUUCCCCCUGCUCUUCCCCGCUUCGCCCUCCUCCACCGCCCGGCCGGAGCCAGGCCCCAGGCGGCGGGAAGGCGGCCGAGCGUCCGGCCGGGCUGGGCCUCGGCCUGGCGGCUGGGCCAGCGUGGGGAGCGGCAGCUGUUUGCCAUUAGCCGGGGACCCCGCAGGCCCCGCCCCUCUCUGCACGGGCGGGGUCCUUCUCAACCCCAUCUUUGGGGCGGGGAGAGGGCGGGAAGACCCCAGAGACAUCCAGGCCGGUCUGCGAGAGGAGCUUUAGGGAGACCCCAUCGGACAUUCGCUUCCCGGACCCUGCGCCGCUUCCCUGAGCUCCCAGCCUUGUCGCCUCUUUAAGUGUCCUAUCUUCCUUUCUCUGUCUCUUAUCUCUUGUCCUCCUCCCUGACCCCCAAGGGUUCCAUAGAGGGAGAGGGGCCUCAAGCCCCAGACAGCCUCAUCCCACCCCCAAUCUUCUUUCUCGACCUGGAGUCACCUGCCCUCUCCAGGGGUGGUCAAAUGUCUGGAGACUCCCAGACCUCAGUCUUUGCCUGAGAAAUGAGUUGAGAGAUGUUGAGUGGGAGUGAGGGUGGCUUGGGAAUCUGACAGGCUUAGGUUCAAAUCCAGGACCAGCCACUUCCCCCUUCAGUGACCCUGAGCAAGUCACUGCAUAUUUCUGUGCCUCCAGAUUCCCAAUCUGUGAAACACCUUGGUAACUACCCAGCUGGUGGGUUUGUCUGAUGACCAAGUGAUUUGCUCAGAUCAUCGUUGUAGUUAUUACUAUUAUUCGCCCUACCCUUAUCCACCUUCAGGGCCUCCCCCCCCACAGGCUAUUCCAAUCCUGCUUCUUGCCUCCAGUCUCUUUUGGGUCCCCAGGAAAUAUUUUUGAUCCUGUUGUGCAGGGGAUGAGCCUUCAGGCAAGUGGAAAACCAAAUUUCCUACAAUCAGUGACUGUGUGUUCCAGGCUUUACAAGACAGAACAGAGGACAGAGACGUGGAGAGACAGGGAGAGUGAAGUGGAGAGAGACGCAGAGAGAGACGUGGAGAGACGCAGAGGAGACGUGGAGAGACGCAGAGGAGACGUGGAGAGACACAGAGAGACGUGGAGAGACACAGAGAGACGUGGAGAGACGCAGAGAGACCAGGACAAGAGAGAUAAAGCAAGACACUAAGCAAGAGACACUCAGGGUGUGCAACAAGACAGCUUGGCAGCCCUUGGAGCCCCAGCCCCGCCUUCAUGCCCGCAGGUGCCCCACCUGGCCCAUCCUCCCAGGUGAGCCUCAGCCUGUGCUGCAGGUGGUCGGAUUCAGGGUCUCUCAGUGAUCGUUGAGGAGCAUCCGCAGCCCAGAGGAUGGCCCAAGUCCUGCAUGCGCCAGCCCCCUUCCCAGGGACCCCUGGCCCAGCCUCCCCACCUGCCUUCCCCGCCAAGGAGACCGACCCUCCCUACUCCGUGGAGACGCCCUACGGCUACCGCCUGGACCUGGACUUUCUCAAAUAUGUGGACGACAUUGAGAAGGGCCACACGCUGCGACGCGUGGCCGUGCAGCGCCGGCCCCGCCUGGGCUCGCUUCCCCGAGGCCCUGGGUCCUGGUGGACGUCCACCGAGUCGCUGUGUUCCAAUGCCAGUGGGGACAGCCGCCACUCAGCCUACUCCUACUGCGGGCGGGGCUUCUAUCCACAGUAUGGCGCCCUGGAGGCCCGCGGCGGUUUCAACCCGCGUGUGGAGCGCACGCUGCUGGAUGCCCGGCGCCGCCUCGAGGACCAGGCGGCCGCACCCACUGGCUUGGGCUCCCUGACGCCGAGCAUGGCGGGCUCCACGAGCUCGUUGGUAGGCGUGGGGCUGCCGCCCCCGACGCCACGGGGCUCGGGACUGUCCACGCCAGUGCCACCCAGCGCCGGGCACCUGGCCCAUGUGCGGGAGCAGAUGGCGGGUGCCCUGCGGAAGCUGCGGCAGCUCGAGGAGCAGGUAAAGCUGAUCCCCGUGCUUCAGGUGAAGCUUUCGGUGCUACAAGAGGAGAAGCGGCAGCUCACAGUGCAGCUCAAGAGCCAGAAAUUCCUGGGCCACCCCACGGGGGUCCGGAGCCGCAGCGAGCUCUGCCUGGACCUCCCUGAGACCCCCGAGGACCCUGUGGCACUGGAGACCCGGAGCGUGGGCACCUGGGUCCGAGAGCGGGACUUGGGCAUGCCCGACGGGGAGGCAGCCCUCGCUGCCAAGGUUGCUGUGCUGGAGACCCAGCUCAAGAAAGCGCUCCAGGAGCUGCAGGCAGCUCAAGCCCGGCAGGCUGAUCCUCAGCCCCAGGCCUGGCCACCGCCAGACAGCCCAGUUCGCGUGGACACCAUCCGGGUGGUAGAGGGGCCACGAGAGGUGGAGGUGGCAGCCAGCACAGCCGCCGGGGCCCCAGCACAGCGGGCCCAGAGUCUGGAGCCCUACGGGGCAGGGCUGCGGGCCCUGGCAACAUCUGGAGGGGCCGAGAGCUCUCCUGUGUUCCGCAGCCAUGAGGUGGUGGAGACGGUGUUCCCCGCGCCCACUCCAUCCACUGGCAAUGUCCACCUGGUGAAGAAGAUCAGCAUCACAGAGCGAAGCUGCGGUGGGCCAGCAGGUCUCCCACAGGCUCCUGCAGAGUCAUCCUUACCACCCCCAGGGUCCGCAGCAGCCUCCCUGGCACAGCCCAUGAAGAACACAGGCCGGGCGCCCACCCUCGAUGCCACCAACAGGGAGCCCACCAGGCAAGCAGCCUCACGUGAGUCAGAGGAGGCCCGAAGUGCAGGCAGGCCUCAGGCAGGCGUGAGGUCCAUCAUGGAGCGGAGAGAGGAGCCAUCAGACUCCGAGGCCCACCGCAGGAGCCUCCAGUUCGUGGGGGUCAAUGGCGGGUACGAGUCCUCGUCUGAGGACUCCAGCACGGCGGAGAACUUCUCAGACGAGAGCACCGAGAACGAGGCCCCAGAGCCCGAGGAGCGGGUGCCGAGUGUGGCCGCAGCCCCACUGCUCAGGCCCCCGGGGACGGCAGUGGCCAAUCCCAGCCGGCAAGAGUGCCAGCUCUCUCGGGAGUGUCAGCGUGUGCCCACAGCUGCGGGGGCAUCGCCAUCAAAUGAGGAGGAGGAGAUCCGGAUGGAGCUAAGCCCCGACCUCAUCUCAGCCUGCCUGGCCCUGGAAAAGUACCUGGACAACCCCAAUGCCCUCACCGAGCGGGAGCUGAAAGUGGCCUACACCACGGUGCUGCAGGAGUGGCUGCGCCUGGCCUGCCGCAGCGAUGCCCACCCCGAGCUUGUGCGGCGCCACCUGGUCACGUUCCGCGCCAUGUCGGCUCGGCUGCUGGACUACGUGGUCAACAUCGCCGACAGCAACGGCAACACCGCGCUGCACUACUCUGUGUCCCACGCCAACUUCCCUGUUGUGCGGCAGCUGCUGGACAGUGGCGUUUGCCAGGUGGACAAGCAGAAUCGUGCCGGCUACAGCCCCAUCAUGCUUACUGCCCUGGCCACCCUGAAGUCCCAGGAUGACAUCGAGACUGUCCUGAAGCUCUUUCGGCUCGGAGAUGUCAACGCCAAAGCCAGCCAGGCGGGGCAGACCGCCCUGAUGCUGGCCGUCAGCCAUGGGCGGGUGAACGUGGUCAAAGCGCUGCUGGCCUGCGAGGCAGACGUCAAUGUGCAAGAUGAUGAUGGCUCCACGGCUCUCAUGUGUGCCUGCGAGCACGGCCACAAGGAGAUCACGGGGCUGCUGCUGGCCGUGCCCAGCUGCGACAUCUCACUCACUGACCGCGAUGGGAGCACAGCUCUGAUGGUGGCCUUGGAUGCAGGGCAGAGUGAAAUCGCAUCCAUGCUUUACUCCCGCAUGAACAUCAAGUGCUCGUUUGCCCCGAUGUCAGAUGACGAAAGUCCCGCAUCGUCCUCUGCAGAAGAGUAGCCGUGAGGGGGGACCAGAGGCGCCUGCCCUCGGGGGCCAGCAAGCCCCAGAGCAAACCAUCCCUCGUCCCUCGUCUCCUCCCUGAUCAGCCCCUACUCAUACCCACCAAGGCCCAAGGCCCAACAGCAAGUGGAUGUUUCUUCUGUUUCCCAGGGGGAGCCCCCAACAGUGACAAGACUCCAGCUUAAAGCGGGUUUUCUCUGGUACCCCAGUUCAAAGCAGCCGCAGUGCAGACCAAAGCUCCAUUCUCAUAUAAAUUGGCGCCAGUGGCUGACGCUGGGGUGUGGGUUCAUGAAGCACACUGAGAACAAUCAGCUGGCAACGGUGGAUGGAGAAGGGUGAAAGGAAAAAAAUACUGUAUUUUUGAAUCAUCGUCGGGGGAGGGAGAAUCAUAUUAACUUGUUGCCAAAUUUGAAAGUCACUGGAAUUACAUAUUUUCAUUUUAAUCCUGAAUGUUAGUACGCGUGGGUGGCGCUCCCUUUGCCCCCCACAUUCAGUUGUCUGGUAUGUAAUAGCAUCUCGUCCACACACCCCCACCCCACCCCAGGCGUCUUUCUUGAGUGAAUUUUCUUCUGGUCUCUUCACAAAACAGAUUCUGUCCUUGUCACCUGAGUCAGGAAAUUCGGUCCUUCCUUCUGCUUCCUCGCUGCCACUGCCGCCCCCAUUCAAGUGGGGGACUCAGGACCCAGCAGUUGAGAUGUGUGAGCAGUUCAUGUCGAGAAGUUACCCCACAAUCCGACCCCUCCUUGCAUAGAGGCCCCCAGCAAAUAUUAUUUUUUCCUAGAAAACCUUGCAGACCUGGAGACGCAGGAAAUGAAUCUAGUUCCCAGAGUGGCUGCUGAGUCCCUGGUCUUAGAACCUAGGUUGUGAGCUGUCCUGGUCCUCCCAGACUCCAGGAUUUUUCCCCUCAAAGGAAAAAAAAACAGGGAAUGUGCUUGUUGGCAGAGCAUGGAGCAGGCUCCAGAAACCCCAUGUGUGCACGAUUAAAAGUUGGCUGCCCCCCGAGGGCUCCCAGCACAAAGUUAAAGAGACAGGGCUUCGCCUAAAACCAAACAAGGGCCAGCUGGGUUUUUUUAACAACCUACAGGCUUUCCGGAGCUGCCUGGAACAGAGCCUGCUGGAAAUGGGGCUCGCCAGACACACGCCGUUUCCUUCACGGCCUGUUUUGUCCCCAGAAUCUCCACAUAGUUUUCUUUCUUGAUGCUUUUGUGAACCAAAAAGAAAGAAAGAAAAGAAAAGGGAUGGGUUCCGAGCCUUGGAAAGUGCCUUGUGACAGGGGAAAGAACCCCUAGCUAAGAAGUGUCCUGACCUCUCUAUUCCAGUUCUCAGCUCUACGCCAGGGUUGACGCCAGACCACAGGAGGACAGAUCAGGGCCUGAGGGCUUACACGUUCAUUCAACAAAGCGAAAUGCUGGCUUCUUUCCUAGAAAAGUGGGUUUCUUGGCUUGGUGGAGUCUGGCCUGCUUCGAUUUUGAUGGAAGGAGUCAAAGUCUUUUAGAUUUUGUACCUAAGACGAGAGGUUAGAUGGCCAAGGGAGGGAGGCACCCCAGAGUGUGCGUGUGUGCGCGUGUGUGUGUGUGCGUGUGCGUGUGCAUGUGCGUGAGCGUGAGAGAAAACGAUCAAAGCUGCUUGAGGAUGUCUGCUGGUAUCUGAUGGGGGACUGCAGCUUUGGGCAGCGGUACGAGGGUUGUGUGCCUGUGUGUCCUGGCCUGGAGCCAGCCGGGUGUGUUUAUUUUAAGCUUCUAGAAGCAGCUCAUUGACCCCCCUCCCAACACACACACUCAGAUAAAUCCAUAUUUGUCCCUGUGUUCCCCUCUCCCCGUACCCCUGGCUUGGUGUGGUGAACAGCAGGGGUCCUGCCUUUGUCCUCAUUCUCUUCUCACAUAUAUUCAUGACCUUUAACUUCACUUUCCAACCACGGUACGUCCAUAAAGACAGUAUUACACUUAAAUGAAGUAUUCUUUUUUGUAAUCGUUUUUUAGAAGGUAAAGGAAUUUAAUAAAGCUACCUUAUGAUAAUGCU